Messenger RNA from Acanthosepion pharaonis, 1335 nucleotides. NCBI's taxonomy places the organism in Eukaryota, Metazoa, Mollusca, Cephalopoda, Sepiida, Sepiidae. The record is from the annotation of a GenBank genome assembly.
AUGAUAAACAUGGCUGGGGAGGAGUCGUCUGUGCCGGUUGUGGCAGUUACUGCGGCGGUAGGGGCUGUUGUUUUGCUCCUUGUUUUCCUUUGUAGUGUCAGCAAAAAAACGCAAGAUGAUAAAGAAGAACCAGUUGUUGUCAAAAAGAAAUCAAAGGAAACUGCUGAUAAAACUAAUGCAAGCAAGAAACCCAAGUUGAGUUUGAAACAAAAAAAAUCUGGAAAUUCAUUAUUUACCCAUCCAUGGGUGGCUAGUGCUUUGAAGGCCCAUGGGGCAUCAAUUUUGGAUAUGGACUUCAGCCAGAAUGGAAAAUACCUAAUAACAGUAGCUGAGGACCGUUCAGCAAUGAUCUGGAGUGUGAAAGACUUCACACGGAAAGAACACAGGUUUAUCCGGGCCAACAUAGAAUAUGACCAUGCAACAAGAGUGAUGUUCAGUCCUGAUACCAAAGCUUUUAUUGUAGUCUUGGCAAAUGAGAAUAUCUUGAGGAUUUAUCGGAUUGGCAAGAAAGAUGAUGGAAGUCCUGGAAAUAUUACUGCAGCCUUUGAUUUUCCAAAGUUACAUUCUGCUGAUGUCAUUCACAUAGGCGUGGCCAGUAAUGGGCGAUUUAUCAUGAUUUGUUACUCAAACACCAUUAUUCAUGUCACCACAAUUAAAGGUGAAAUUUUAGCCACAUUAGACACUCACCAGGUAAAUAAUACCUUUGCUGCUGUCUCCUUCUGUGGUAGAUUUAUAGGCUCUGUUGGUUUCACUCCUGAUGUGAAAGUUUGGGAAGUUUGCUAUGAUAAAAAUCGUCUUUUCAAAGAAGUGAGUCGAGCAUUUGAACUUAAAGGGCAUAUGGCAGGAGUUCGGUGUUUCUCUUUCAAUUAUGAUUCAAGCAGAAUGGCUUCUGUAUCUAAAGAUGGAACUUGGAAAUUUUGGGAUACAGAUGUCCAGUACCAGCUGCAGCAAGAACCUUAUUUGUUAUUUACUGGAAAAUUCCAUUCGGAUCCCACAUACAUUGCUCUCUCCCCAGAUGGUCGUACAGUUGCUAUGAGUCAUUCUAACACUAUUGCCUUAUGGAAUACAGUAUCGAAAAAAUGUGAUCAAGUCAUGGAGAAUGUGCAUUAUGAUCCUGUAGUUGGGCUCAGUUUCAGCAGCUCUAGCAAAUACCUUGUCUCAUUGGGAGACAAGCAUGCAAUUAUUUUCCACAAUGUGACUGGUUACAAAGCAACCAUUGAGGAUUUAGAGAGCAGGAAACAAAAGGCUUCAUCUAAUACUGCAGCUGAAAGAAUACAGCUACAAAUAGACGAAACAAAAGCGGCUCUUGAUGAAAUAAACUUGUCCAAAGAAUGA